GUCAGUCUAUGCACUGCAUGAAGUUAGCCAGCAUCUCAGACAGCUAAGGAGAGCGUGCAGCAAGCCCAAGAGAGAGAGAGAGAGAGAGAGCCUCUAUAUCUCUCUGUUCCUUCAACACCCAUCAAGUUGCUCAAAUUUUGGGCAGCGGAUUUUUGGGCAGCGGAUUCUGGCGGAGACACCAGUCACUUGCCCACCUGACCAGACUCUGCCAACUCCCCAGGAGCUGUUUGACCCUCCAGAGAUAGAGAGCGUGCGGGUGAGGUGACCCAGGAGUGGCUUUGGGGUUUUUGUUCCUUCCUUUCCAUCGUCUCCAUCGAGAGCCUGCAAGCGAGAGGGCAAGGUUGGCGCUCCAAGGCACCUCGUUGACGGUGGGCACAGAGUUGGAGCGCUGACCAUGCAGAAGCUCUUUGCCGCGUUUCUCGGGCUGCUGUUGGCCAGCUUGCCAGUGCCCAGCUCGGGGGGCAGCGCCGAAGAGUACGAAUACUACGGCUGGCAGUCAGACCACCUCCAGGGCGGACGCUUCUACGCCAAGCAGCCGCAGUGCGUGGACAUCCCCGCCGACCUGCGGCUCUGCCACAACAUUGGCUACCGCAAGAUGCGAGUGCCCAACCUGCUGGAGCACGACACCCUGCCCGAGAUCAAGCAGCAGGCCAGCAGCUGGGUGCCCCUGCUCGCCAAGAGGUGCCACCCGGACACCCAGAUCUUCCUCUGCUCCCUCUUCGCCCCCAUCUGUCUGGACCGGCCCAUUUACCCCUGCCGCUCGCUCUGCCAGGCUGUGAGGGACGGCUGCUCGCCUGUCAUGGAGUCCUUCGGUUUCCCCUGGCCGGAGAUGCUAAAGUGCGACCGCUUCCCGCUGGACAAUGACCUCUGCGUCUCGCUGCAGUCGCCUGGCAACCAGGCAACCCAACCACCAGUCUCGAAGAUCUGUCCUCCCUGCGACAACGAGAUGAAAGCGGACGUCAUUCUGGAGCACUUUUGCGCGAGUGAAUUCGCACUCAAGAUGAAGAUCAAAGAGAUAAAGAGGGAGAAAGGGGACCGCAAAAUCAUCUCGCAGAGGAAGAAGAAGGUCCUGAAAAUGGGACCAUUGAAAAAGAAGGACCUGAAGAAGCUGGUUCUGUUCAUUAAAAAUGGAGCAAGCUGCCCUUGUAACCAGCUGGACAACACAAACAGCAACUUCCUAAUAAUGGGCCGAAAAUGGGACAACCAACUUCUCCUCACUGUCAUCCACAAAUGGGACAAGAAGAACAAGGAUUUGCGCUACGCUGUGAAAAUAAUGAAAACCUAUCAAUGUCCCACAUAUCACCAUGUCUUCCAAUGACUGCAUUUGAGAAAAGAUACUCACUUGGAAAGUAAACUGAAGCAAACUCUCAAAAAUUGCUUUUAUAAUUUCCUUUAAAAAAAAAUUACACUCUUCCAAUCUUAUCGAAUGAGCUUUUCCUUAUAUAACGAUUCCUUUAUCAAAAAUCUUGUCUCAGUAACCAGAUGGAAUAGAAAGUUUAAACGUGUUUUAAAUGAUGAAGGUGAUUGAUGACUGAAUACUUAAAUGCAAGAUCAGAGGGUAAAAGAAUAAGCCAAUGCCUCUCUCUCUUCCUCUCUCUCUCUCUUUCUCUCUUUCUUUCCCCUCUUCAAAAAUAAUACCGCUUAGAUAACCUGACAUGAGGAAGAUUGUUUCCAUUGAUUCCAGAGUUGUGGGAAUAAUAAAUGUUAUGGGAUGUAUUACUGAUGGAGAUCGCCAUGCGUAGGAACACUCCAAUGAACAACCAGUUCGAUGGACCUUUUAUAGUCUUAAACUGAAAGGAAACUUGCUCCGACCGAGAGAUUAUUGUUGGUCUUCUUGAUAUGGCAUGGACUCCUUGGGUUAGGUGAGAUUUGGGUUUGAAGGACUAUGGCUUGACUGGAAAUGAAAUCAGAAUUGACAGCAUGGUAUCGCUGGUUUAGUUUGCUGUCUGACUAAAGAGAUGGGACAUCCUACCCAAUGUUAAGGGUAGAACUGUUUUGUCGUAGUGUCAUACACUUUAAUGAGGAUUGUUGGCUAUGAAUUUAUCGUCAUGGCGAUAAUUGUCCUGGUCAUGUACUGUGGAUUAAAUGUUUGUAUGUACUGAAACCUUCAAUGUGAAAAAAGUAACUAUAAUCCUAAGGCAUGGUAAUGGCAGAGUGUUACUUUUCAAUGUAUGCCUAUAUGCAUCAUCCUGUAUGUUAGAACCACAUACCAACAGUGAUUAUUUUGUUUCUUUUUAAAAUAUUAUUUCAAUUUGCAAUCUUUUUAUUUUUGAAAUGCCUGGCAAUGGCGCCUCCUAUCUGAGGUGCC
Carcharodon carcharias (great white shark) is the source of this 2308-nucleotide messenger RNA. It is a transcript of the gene sfrp5, whose product is annotated as secreted frizzled-related protein 5. Gene Ontology annotation, molecular function: Wnt-protein binding. The transcript is spliced from 3 exons. Gene Ontology annotation, biological process: canonical Wnt signaling pathway; non-canonical Wnt signaling pathway; negative regulation of canonical Wnt signaling pathway. The coding region runs from base 395 to 1318 and encodes 307 amino acids. NCBI's taxonomy places the organism in Eukaryota, Metazoa, Chordata, Chondrichthyes, Lamniformes, Lamnidae. The record is from RefSeq and is a predicted model, not a curated record.